Messenger RNA from Anopheles marshallii, 633 nucleotides. RefSeq lists its product as uncharacterized. NCBI's taxonomy places the organism in Eukaryota, Metazoa, Arthropoda, Insecta, Diptera, Culicidae. The transcript is spliced from 2 exons. The record is from RefSeq and is a predicted model, not a curated record. The coding region runs from base 1 to 633 and encodes 210 amino acids.
AUGCGGCUUGAAGCUAGCAAACGUAUGCGUUUGGUACCAAAAGGAUACAUCAGGCUUGGGGGCACAAAACAAAAAGUCGAACCUGCAACCGAACUACGUAGAGGUAAAUCAAUUCAGAAAGCAUCAUUACACACUGACUAUCCGCUACAGAACAAUACAAAAAACGUGGGACAGAAUUCCACGGAAGAACAUCAACACAUAGCGCCUGACGAAGAGGAUCCGUUGGCAGAACAUUUGCUACAACGACAUCAACGCGUUGUGAUAGAUAGGCAGGACACUAGUCAACAAGAUUUGCCUGAGCAAAAGCAACAAGUUGUAAAUGAUGAACGGGACCCACUCGAGCUUGAUUUGUCCGAACAACAGCAACACACCGUGAAAGAAGAGCGGGAUCCUCUUGAGGAAAGCUUGCCUGAAAAAACGCAGGUGAAAGAAGAACAGGAUCCGCUCGAAGCACAUUUCCCUGAACAAACAGUUAUAAAGACGGAGUGUGAUGAUGACCAAGAAACGAAUCAAUCGUUUGACGCCAAAUUACGAUGCUGGGCCAUGACACACCAAAUACAGCCAGCAGCACUCAAUGCAUUGCUGGUAUUAAUGCGACAAAGUAACAUCUUUGAACUCGCAACAGAUAAAUAA